ACUCCAACUGACGCCUUUGAACUCCACCCCGACAUUCGCUCGUAUGUAACGACCCUGAGACCCGGACCCGGCGGCGGAAUUCUCGGCGACGUCGGUCCGAGAGGCGUCGUGCUCGUGACGACGUUCGACGCUCGGACGCGGAUGAUAGCGCAUCAGGACGUGCACGUGCGCGACGUGGAGCGACAGGCGAAGCACUUGGACGUCACGCUGAUCGGUGUGCCGCUGCACGGCGGCGGCGGCGCGGGGAGCGACUACGUCGCGCGUCUGAAGCUCGCGGUGGACGUCAUCGAAGGGAAGCUGGGAUCCGCCGUCGACGCGUUGGCGUGCGGGGAUUUACACUUGGAGCACAUCCGAAAAUGGCGCGAGGACGCGGUCGGCAAGGCGCUCGUGAUGAAGCUCGCGUACCCGGUCUGGAGCGACGACGCGCGGUCAAACUACGACGCGUUGCGCGAGGAUUUGGACGCCAGCGGCGUGCGGUGCGUCGUGACGGCGGUGACGACAGAGGCGGCGGAGGCGGCGGGCGCCAAAGUCGGCGCGCGGUACGACGGCGAUUUGGCGCGGGCGAUGAAGGACGCGGGCGUGGACGCGUUCGGGGAGGACGGCGAGUUUCACACGCUCGCGGAGGUGUGGAGCGUGUCCCGCGAGCGCGCGCUCGGGCUGAAGGCGUCGUAGUAUAUCGUGUCGCCGUAUCGCGUUCUGUUCGUUCGCGCCGAUACUUUGUACCGAACGAACGCGCGCGUCGCUCGCGUCUAC
This is a messenger RNA of Micromonas pusilla CCMP1545, 753 nucleotides long. RefSeq lists its product as uncharacterized. NCBI's taxonomy places the organism in Eukaryota, Viridiplantae, Chlorophyta, Mamiellophyceae, Mamiellales, Mamiellaceae. The transcript has a single exon. The coding region runs from base 142 to 672 and encodes 176 amino acids. The record is from RefSeq and is a predicted model, not a curated record.